Messenger RNA from Emiliania huxleyi CCMP1516, 267 nucleotides. RefSeq lists its product as hypothetical. The transcript is spliced from 3 exons. The record is from RefSeq and is a predicted model, not a curated record. NCBI's taxonomy places the organism in Eukaryota, Haptophyta, Isochrysidales, Noelaerhabdaceae. Bases 1 to 267 code for a protein of 88 amino acids.
AUGUCGCAGCGUUCCCCAGUCACACUGGGCCUGGCUAGGGCUGCCCUGCCGACACCGAUCGACCGCAAGCGGCCACGCGAGGACGAGUCGGCGUUUCUCAAGCCGCGCGAGGUGGGGCAGAAGGGAGCUGCGGCCACGCUGCCAGAGGCCAGCACUCCCGACGUGCUGCGCGACUGGAUGACGGAAGCUGAGAUCGAGGACGUGGCUGUCUCCGAUACCGUUUACGGCUCAGAGGAGCGCACGCGCGGCGAGUGGUUUGCCGCGUAG